AUGGCAAACAAGUUUGGAUUAGGGUCUUUACCUCUAGAAUCUAAAAAUCCCAUGACGGCGUUUAUAAACAAAGCGAAACCUUUUUUCGUGGAUCAAAUCGGAGACACCUUACAAGGGGAUAUCGAUAUGAACAAUUUCAAAAUAACUAAUUUAAAGUUUCCAGGAAACGAUAGCGAUGCCGUGAACAAGAAAUAUUUACUGGAUCAAAUUCAAAUAGAUAAGGACCAUGUUGAAAAUAGAAUAACUGACGUGAAAAGAUACCUCAGACGAAAUAUUAAAAAUCUUGUGGACGAACCCAAACUACAACAAGAGUUAACGAGUUUAAAACGUCUUAUUCAGGUGGAUAAAACAAGUCAGUUGCAAAAUUUAAUAUCUAAAUUAGACGAUAAGAUUACGAAGGUAAAAAUAGACGUCCAACGUUUAAUAGAUAACCCAAAUGUAAACGAGGAAAGAUUGAAACGAAAACUAACCGCUUUGGAAAGAAAACUUGGUGAAUUGCUAGCAGAACUAGAUAAGACCGUGGACAAAACUGAGUUACAAAAUUCAGUAUCCAAAUUGAACGAAAAGAUCGCGAAGCAAAAAUCAGAUGUUCAAGAUAUAAUUAACACACUUCCCAUUGACAAAGAUACGUUGAAACGACAAUUGACUGCUUUGGAUACUAAAAUCACGGACGAAUUAGAAAAAGAAGUGGGUGUGAUUAAAAACUUUCUUCAAAAUAAAUUUCAAGAUGAUAUCAAAGAAUAUAUUAAAGAACAAGUCAAUCUUUUGGUAUCUAGAAUUCAUGACGAUUUUUUGAGACAAGAGAGAAAGUUUACCAAAUUGGAAGCUAUUGUCACGGACAAGUCGUAUUAUUUCAAUCUUCCAUUCGAAAGUGAUACUGUCUUCGAUAGAAAAGACCAAAGUUAUAAAUCAAACAAAUAUGGAUUCAAAGUAGAAAUAAAAGUAGCUUCUCGCGUAGAUGGAGAACCUAAAAACGUAUUUGAUAUCGGCGAAACGGAAGCGUUUACUUUUCGAGGAAGAUGUCUGAUUGAAAUAGAUUUUCCCAUGAAGGGUUGGUAUUAUUUAUAUCAUUACGAUAAAGAAUGGUUGAAGAAGAAUGGUAUGAAACUACUAGAAUGGUUGCGAAACAUACUGAAAAAGAAAAUAUAG
This is a messenger RNA of Lottia gigantea (owl limpet), 1149 nucleotides long. RefSeq lists its product as hypothetical. NCBI's taxonomy places the organism in Eukaryota, Metazoa, Mollusca, Gastropoda, Lottiidae. The transcript is spliced from 2 exons. The record is from RefSeq and is a predicted model, not a curated record. Bases 1 to 1149 code for a protein of 382 amino acids.